Messenger RNA from Ahaetulla prasina, 5072 nucleotides. RefSeq names its product trypsin like peroxisomal matrix peptidase 1 (gene TYSND1). Bases 303 to 2015 code for a protein of 570 amino acids. The record is from RefSeq and is a predicted model, not a curated record. NCBI's taxonomy places the organism in Eukaryota, Metazoa, Chordata, Lepidosauria, Squamata, Colubridae. The transcript is spliced from 4 exons. Gene Ontology annotation, biological process: regulation of fatty acid beta-oxidation; protein processing. Gene Ontology annotation, molecular function: serine-type endopeptidase activity. Gene Ontology annotation, cellular component: peroxisome.
UCCGGCUUUGCCCGAUGCUUCCUCUCUGUUUCGGUGAUUUGUCUCGGCUGGUUCGGCGCGUUCCGGGACUUGGUUGGGGCUUUGCAGCGGGCUGCUGCUGCUGCUGGGCUCCGAUCUUCCCGGUUCUCGGAAGGGGGCGAGGAAGGAGCAAUGCAGCACUGAACGGGCAAUGCAGACUUCGCAAUUAAAGCCUCCGGGCGUUUUUGCAGAAUUGGGCUUCUUCCCCUUUCGCCCUCUCGCCGGACGAUCAGCCCAGAGAGAUCCGCCGGCCAGGGGGACCUCGACUUUUCAUUUUUUCCCCUAUGUCCGAAACUCUGGGAUCCACCGCCGCCCGAGCUGGCUGCGUGAUCUCGGUGUCUCACUCCCGGGUGAGCGGCGGAUCUUGCAGCGGCAGCGGCGUCCUCUUGAGCCCAGAUCCCCCGGGCCUCGUUCUUUGCCCCGGGAUCCUCUUUUCCCCUUUCCUUCUGGAAAGCGAGCGCCCCGAUUGGUCGCAGGGCAAAGUCCUGCUCUCCGAUCGCUUCUUCCCGGGCCUCCAGAUCCAGGUGCUUAAGGCAAGCGAUGGGUGCAGCAGCAGCAGCAGCAAAGUGGACCGGAAUCGCCUGGCUGGAGACCUGGGGGAAAAUAGCCCCGUGCUAAGGUUUAAUCCGCUUUCGAAUCGGCCUGGAUCUCCCCACGGUUGGAGGAGCUGCGAAGCUGAGCUCCUGAUGGUAGCCGCCUGCCCGCCCUUCCAGGAGGCCUUCUCCAAAAUCUUCAGGGCUUCAGAUGGGUGGCAUUUUGGAGGGAACGACUUUGAGCAAGAAGUCAACUCUUUGGAGCAGCAGGACUUGGGUUGCCUGCAUUGGUUUGCUCUGCUGAGGAUCCUGGAGCCGGAUUCCUCUGGGGCAAGUUGGGCGAGCUGCAUCCCCGCCGGAUCCCUCAGUAAGGGGGAUACUGUCUUCACCUGUGGCUCACCUUUCGGCUCGUUGUGCCCAGAGAUAUUCAUGAACACUCUUAGUAAAGGGAUAGUCAGCAACCUGGCAGGAGCAAACAAUGCCCUCCUCUUGAUCGAUGCCCGUUGCUUGCCUGGCACCGAAGGCGGCGGUGUCUUUGUCAUGUCAGGAAUGGGUCCCCAACUGGUCGGAAUCAUCGUAGCACCGCUUUGCUGGAAAUCCACCGAGUGGGUUGGCUUGACUCUGGUUUGUGCCAUUGACUCCAUUCUGGAGAGUAUUGCGGGGGUCCUUUCUGGGUUUCCUUGGUUGCUCCCCAUGGAACUUGUGACCAGGUCGCACUCUAUGAUGGUACUCGGAAAUGGACUGGACAGGCACCUGUUGGAUGCUGUGGUUCUGGUCGAAUGUGGACCGACCUGGGGGUCCGGGGUGAUGAUGAAUUCAAGGCUGUUGUUAACCUGUCGGCAUGUGGUCAGCGGAUCAUCAAAUGUCUGUAUCAGGUUUCUAACCAGUCCUAACAGUCUCCCUUUUUUCCCCCUUCUUCUUCCUCCUAGGGAUUCAGUAGUGAAAGGAAAGGUAGUGUUUGCAACCAAGGACACUUCUCCGUAUGAUAUUGCAUUGGUGGAGUUGGAAGAAGGUUUAUCCACAUUGCCAGAGCUUCCUCUAGCAUCAGCGUUUCAUCCAGGAGAAGAUGUGAGUAUUGUGAGCUUUGGUGUCUUCGGCCAAGCCUGUGGACCGUCUGUCACAUCGGGAAUCCUCUCGGCUGUGAUCACCGUGGAAGAUAAGCCAGUGAUGCUCCAGGCAACCAGUGCGGUUCAUGGCGGCUCAAGUGGAGGCGCCCUCUUUGGCACCCACAGUGGGAAACUUCUAGGAAUCGUUGCCAGCAACACAAGGGAUAACAGCAUUGGGGUGACCUACCCUCACCUAAACUUUAGCAUUCCCAUUACAGUACUGCAGUCAGCCAUUUUGGAAUAUAUCCAUCACGGAAAUCUGCGCGGCUUUCAGGAACUAGACAGAGUAGGAGAAAAAAUUCAGGUUGUCUGGAGACUCCAAAGAGAACCUGUGGAGAUGCCACUCAGCAAACUAUGAGAAUUUUCACUGAAUGAAGAAGAAUAGAAGAAUAUCGGCUUCCAUAUAUCUUAGGUCCAGGCUAUCUGUUGAACUGUCUCAUCCCGCUAGGACAAGCCUUGUCUCACUUAUACCUACAGAGAGGGCCUACUUUGGAUCCCAUCGGUCAAAGAACUCCAACUGUAGGGAUCUGGAAGAGCCUUCUCUGCUGCCGCAGCACCUGCCUUUUGGAAUAUCUUACCCUUCAAACUGAGGUCUACCCCCACCCUCUUAUCCUUCCCUAAGACUGUGAAGAUCUGGCUGGGGGAGUAUUCCACACUGGAGGUGGCUGUUAGAUUGAUAGAAAACCCCACCUCAGCGCUUGCUCCGUUUCUCUACCCAUCCAUCUUUUAUUUUCAUAUCGCUGUAUCGUAUGUCUCCUUUUCCAUUCUUUAUUCCAUUGUUCCAUUACUUUGCUUACUGUUAUGUUUGGGCUUCUUUUCAUUUUUCUGUUUUUAUUGUUGUGAGCCAUCUAGAGUAGCCCCACUUGCAAGAUAGGCGACAUAUACAUUUAACAAAUAAUAAAACACAGUAUGUCCUGAUUGCACUAUACUGGGUUGGAGUGCUUCUAUUGCUGUUGUAAUCAGCUCAGUUUAUGGAAUUGACUCCGAAUUGAGGGAUUACAAGGUUGUACAAAUAAAAGAGAGAGUUUCAUUUGUUUCAGUAGCAAUAGCACAAGUAGUCCUCAGUUUAUGACCGCAGUUGACUCCAAAAUUUCUGCUGCUGAGCAAGACAGUUAAUAGCACCAGCACUUAGACUUAUAUACCGCUUCACAGUGCUUUACAGCCCUCUCUGAGCUGUUUACAGAAUCAGCCUCUUGCCCCCAACAAUCUGGGUCCUCAUUUUACCGACUUCAGAAGGUUGGAAGGCUGAGUCAACCUUGAGAUUGGUGAAAUUCAAACUGCCAAAUUGCAGGGAGCUGGCAGUCAGCAGAGGUGGCCUGCAGAACUACACUCUAACCACUAUGCCACAACGCUCAUCUUGUAGCUUUCUCAGCUAGGCAUUUAGUUUGAUUUUAACAACACAUACUUAGUCUUCCUGCUCUAAUCUGCCACUACAGGUGGUACUUCAACUUACAACCAAAAUUAUAUUUAAAUAUCACUAAGCAAGAUGGUCAUUAAGUGAGUUGCACACAAUUUUACAACCAGAGACGUCCCUGUGCUGUCUGAGUUUGCUUGUGUUCUAGUUUGGGUAAUGGGCAAUGAAACAUCCUCAUUUCAACCCUGAGCUACAAAAAUUCUCCUUUAUUUAUUUUACAACUUUUUUUUUGCCGUGGUUAAGUGAAUCACUGGUCAUUAAGUGAAUCACAGUUAAGCGAAUCCAGCUUUCUCGGCUGAGUUUGUGGCCAAGCACCUGAAUGUUGAUCACAAAAUGCGGCAAUGGUUGUAAAUACAAAAUCAAUUGGAGGUCAUUUUUUUCCAGCUUCGUUGUAACUUUGAAUGCUAAAUGAAAGUCGUAAGGCAAGGGUUACCUGUAAUCCCUGACAGUGUCUAUGUCUAUCUUGGUCAAGCGCCCUGCUUAUUCUCUUACAGUACGUCCUGCAUUUUUCCAUUAUGCCUGGAAUUCUCUUUUAGAAUAUCCCAUCCUUCAAAUCCUUUGUAAAAGCUUGCUUUGCUAUUAUCCCAUUCCAUAUGCAGCCUGUGCUUUUUAUGCUUCCCAUUGUCUUCCUGUGGUACCUUGGUAGUCGUCCUUAAUUUGUUCUGGGAGGUGAGAUGAAUAGCAAAAACGAUGCAUACCAAACAGAGGUUUCCCAUAAGGAGUAAUAUAGUGAGUCACAAGGCAAGUGACACUGACAAAUUCUAGCUUGUGUGUUGAGUACCAAACAAACAAUGAGUACCGGGAUAAAGGUUUUACAUCAGAGUGCGUUGAGUACCAAAUUCGAUGAGUUUCAAAGCAGUGGAGUACCUAGGUACCACAUUAACCGAAAUUUAGGUUAAUUCUUGGGGGAACAAUCUUCCUCUUUGUUAUGGUGCUAUGUAAAUAAAUAAUAACAGAGAGUGCUUUAUCUUACGUACUGGUGCAUUUAAUAUCUUUCUCUAGCCACUGUAUAUUUAACUAAUCACCAUUUUAAAUACUGUCCAAUUUCUUCUUUGCUUGGUUUGUUGAGCUUUUUUUUUUAAAAAAACCAAAAACUUCGAUCAUCAGAGAUGUAUAAAACUUGUCUGUCAAAUGCAAAUGCCCAUUUGUUUCAUACAAUAUAAAAGCAGCGUUUCUCAAUCUUAGCCACUUUUAAGAGCCAGCUUAGCUGGGAGUUAAAAGUUCAGAGAUCUUAAAAUGGCCAAGGUUGAGGAACACUGAUAUAAAGCAUCUUGGUUUGUUUAGAUCGUAUUGCAUAAAUCAGGCUCCUGUGGUUUGUUUCGAAAUUUCUGAAUUUAGAAUUCCUGCCUUAGAAUUAUGGGUGAAUGUAGGUAAACAUUCAGCUUCAGUUAUGAUUUUCUGUUAAAUAAUGUUGUUUUUCUCCUUAGUCCCCCUAUACUCUCUUAACUAUAGAUGAACACUGCAAUUUUUAGAAAUCUUGAUGGUAUUUUUGGAAAUAUUUACUUUAUUUCCUCUGUCCUAUUUCAGCAAAGUUUAGCACGGGUGUCAAACUGGAUUUCUUCGAGGGCCGGAUCAGCAUUGUGGUUCUUCUCUGCGAGUGGGUGUGGAGCAGGGGGAGAGAUGGGACAGAUGCCUCCUGUAGCACCCUACUGGCUAAAGCAGGGCAUGGGGGGCCCCCGCACGUGGACCCCCCGUGCAGGGGUGAAAUGCUCCCGGUUCAGACUGGAUCACCCGAUUCGGUAGCGAUGGCGGGUGGUUCAUAGAACCGGUAGCAAAAUAUCCCUGCCCCCCCCCCAAUGCCCAGCUGAGCUGCGCAGUCAUCAGAGUUUUUUUUUUACUUUUAAAAGCAUUUUUUCUUCCGCCAAAAAAAUGUUUUUAAAAGUUAAAAAAAAAGCCUCUGAUGAUCGCGCGGCUCAGCUGGGAUUAUUAGAGGCUUUUAAAACCUCUUCGGCCGAAGAGGUUGUAGAAAAAAUGCUUUUAAAAGGCCCCUCUGACGAUCCC